Molecule: messenger RNA, 4864 nt
Organism: Xiphophorus hellerii (green swordtail)
Lineage: Eukaryota; Metazoa; Chordata; Actinopteri; Cyprinodontiformes; Poeciliidae
Gene: lhx6b
Product: LIM homeobox 6b
Exons: 9
Coding region: 394-1416 (340 amino acids)
Biological process (GO): neuron differentiation; forebrain neuron development; regulation of transcription by RNA polymerase II
Cellular component (GO): nucleus
Molecular function (GO): DNA-binding transcription factor activity, RNA polymerase II-specific; RNA polymerase II transcription regulatory region sequence-specific DNA binding
Source: RefSeq, a predicted model, not a curated record
GUAAACUCUGAGUCCAGGCGGGAGAUCAGAUCCGAUCAGGUCACAGUGCGUUGCUCCAGUCCCGCAAACUUCCUCUGCGUGGAUCAGCGUUGGACUUUCUCUUCACCAACCCACGGAUUUAUCUGGACGCUUUUUAUUCCUUCUGGAGAAACUGUUUCACACCCCUGAAUGAUGUUUUCGCCGCAUUUCGGAGCUCCUCUGUCUCUGAAGUUUCUGCAGACCAUCUCAUCUCGUUUUGCUGCCUCCAGUGUUUACAUCCAAGCCGGGUUUAAAUGCAGGAGAAACUUUAAGAUGUUGUUUCGGAGCGGGUGUAGCGCUGGUUGGAGCAGAGAUGCGUAAUGCGCAGAGAAAACUGGGUCUCCACUCCGAAUAGGAAGCGAGCAAGACCCGAAAAUGUCUAAGCCGGAGGUGAAGAAGGAGUCCGGGGAGUCCAGCCCGCUGGAGGCGGCCUGCCUCUGCUCUCCUCCGGCGGCCAAGAACCAGUGCGCCAGCUGCGGCUUGGAGAUCCAAGACCGCUACCUGCUGAAGGUGAACAACCUGAACUGGCAUCUGGGCUGCUUGGAGUGUUCGGUCUGCAGAGCGUCGCUGCGCCAACACAGCAGCUGCUACGUCAAAAACAAAGAAAUAUUCUGCAAACUGGAUUAUUUCAGUAGGUUCGGCACCAAGUGCGCCCAGUGCGGCCGGCAGGUGUUCGCCAGCGACUGGGUGCGGCGGGCGCGGGGCAGCGUCUACCACCUGGCCUGCUUUGCCUGCUUCUCCUGCAAGAGGCAGCUGUCGACCGGGGAGGAGUUCGGCCUGGUGGAGGGCCGGGUGCUCUGCCGCAGCCACUACGACAUCAUGCUGGAAAACCUCCGCAGGGCCGCAGAGAACGGGACAGGUCUGACUCUGGAAGGAGCGCUGCCGUCGGAUCAGGACUGCCAACCCAAACCAGCCAAGAGGGCGCGGACGUCCUUCACGGCUGAGCAGCUGCAGGUCAUGCAGACGCAGUUUGCUCAGGACAACAACCCCGACGCUCAGACGCUGCAGAAACUGGCAGAAAUGACGGGACUGAGCAGGAGAGUGAUACAGGCAGGUUUGGUUCCAGAACUGCCGCGCCCGACACAAAAAGCAGCCGCCGCUGCAGAGCAGCAGCUUCCCUCAGAGCACGCCGCUGUCCAGGAUGCCGCCGUCACUGCCAGAGGAUCUCCACUACUCCUCGUUCAGCAGCCCGGACCGACCGCACCUCCUCGCUCUGCACGGAUACCUGGACGCUCACCCCUUCUCCGUCCUCGCCGCCCCCGGACACUUGACUCAUCCCUCCAUCGCUCUGCCGCAGCUUCCCAUCAGCCGCUGACCCGUCACCGCCCUGAUGAUGUCACGGACGCCUGUCGCCACGGUUACCUCCGUUUUCAGCUGGCUGUCAGACUGUUGAGCUGAACUGUGGUGAAACAUUCAAGCAAACAUUGGGAAUAUUUUUUUCUCUCUUUUUUUGUCUUUGUUCUAAACGAAGCACAGAAGACUACUCGUUUUUGCGUUAAAUUUUUUUCACUUUCUUCCUGUUCGUAUGUCAGGCGGUUUCAAACGGCAGAGCGGAGGAGCAUUGUAGCAGUACGACGGAGAAACCUCAACUUCUUUUUUCACGAUCAGCACAUUUUGCAGCUUUAAUGUUGUUGGUUGUUGUGCUGUUGUCAGAAAAACAGGAACUCUUAUUUAUUCAGAUCAAAACCUCUUGUUUUUGAAGCACUUUUAAAGUGUGUGUGUAAAUAAACCGCAUCAGAUCUGUCACCAGGUUUAUUUAAUGAGCAAAAACGAGACUGAUUUCAUGUGUGUGUGUUUUGAAGGUCAUAGAAAAAAAAAACUGAAUAUAGAGUCAGAUUGUACCUGCUGUGACUGUCAGUUGGACCUCAACAUCCUGGUCAUUAAACCAAUUCAAAACGCGUCACUUACAGGAAAUACGAUCAAUCAAUUAAAUCCAAAUUCAGUUAAAGUGUUGCCAUCGAUUUGUGUUUCAUUCAGGCCUUUAUGAGCUCAUUUAAGAUGCAUUACCUGCUGCUGUUACUCAGACCUUAGAGGCAUUUUAAUGAUAUUAUUUGGUUUUGAUGUUCCAAUAUGGAUCAAUAUUUCUUUUCAUUUGUUCAAACCUAGAAAAACAGACCAGAAACUGAAACAAGAGCUAAACAAUGUGUUUCUUUAUUGAGAAAACUAAAUGAAAAAUGAAAAUGCAAUCAGUUUGUAAAUAAUUACGUGUCAUUUAUUUGAUAGAUUAUGGCAUGGAAAAUAAAAACCCAGCAAGGCCUUCAAAUUUAUGUUUUUAUACUUUAGUGGUUAAAAUGUAUGAUUCUAGACACUUACACUGCAAAAGCACAAAAUCAUACCAAGUAUUUUACCAAGUACAUUUUACCAACUGCAAAUAUCUCAGUACACUUGAAAUAAGUCUAAAAUAACUUAAAAGUAAACUUUUAGCCAGACAUAGGGCUUGUUUUAAGUAAUUAAUUCCUUAUUAUUGAUGAAAAAUUCUACUUUUUCAUCUAUAGUAAGGAAUUAUUAAGGAAUAACAAUCAGAAAAGUUACCUGUAAGUUAGUUUUGACUUAUUUAAACUGUACUACGACGUUUUCACUAGACAGUAGACCAAAAAUAGUGUUUUUGCAGUGUAUAUAGGCAGCAUCAAAAAUAAUAAAAUGAGUAAAAUGUCAAAGUUCAAAUGAGACAACAGGGGAGGCUAGAAGUUAUACUCUCUUUUUCUUUUUUUCAUACUCAAUACAAGCACCUAAACUGAAGAAAUAAGAAAAAAUUAUUAAAAAUAAACCAUGUGGAAAUGCAAAAAUCUAGAGUUUCUGGUAAAAGAACAAAUAUUGUUUCUGCUGUGUGUGGCUGACAACACACAGCAGAAACAAUCUGCUAUGUUUAUUCAUAAAGGCUAUGUUAGACAUACAUCACAUGUAACUUUAUGAUGAAAUAAGGUAAUAAUAUUUGAACCGACCCCUUACAAAAUGCUAAUUCUGCUUAGGAAUUAGCAUUUUCUUGGAGCGACAAUGUUUCUCAGGAUUUCUUUGUUAUUUUCCAGACAGAUUCAGGCUGCAGACUGGAUUAUUUCUCCUCAUCAAACUCUGAACUGGAAAGUAAAAUGAAUAAAAUAAUAUUAUAGAGGUGCAGAAAAAAAAGAAUGAUUCUAUAAAGAAUCACAAAUCCUAAAUCUGGGAAUUCCGAAUCGAUUCAAAACACUCAAAAAUUUAUUUCUACGUGUAAACUUGCCCACUGUACAUAUUUUAUAUAUUUCUUUGAUAGGUUCUUAUUUCAGAACAUGCUAAGCAGCUAAGCUAACCUAAAAAUGGUGAUUUUAAGUUGCAAACUUUGCGUGUAACCUUAAAGAAUUGUUUUAAAUGUUAUUUUUGUUUGCAUUUCUUUCCCUCUAAUCACAUAAUUUAAUUUCUAGACCAUUUGAAUCGUUUCUGAAUCUAAUCGUGAGCGUAAAAGUGAAAUUUUGAAUGAAAUUGCUAGAUGCUGAAAGACUUGCAUGUCUAAUAAUGAGUUCAAAAAUGGUAAGGGUGUUUAAUGUAAAAUUGUUAAACAUUAUCAAGGAACAGCUCCUGUUUUUUAUAGAGAACCACGAACAAAAUGCAGCAGAAAUUCCUUUAAGCUCUGAAUAUUCACUUAAAACCCCCAAACCGUCUCAUGACCAGGUGUGUGCGAGUCUCUGGAUGCCAUUAGGAAAUGAAAUGAGCUCCUAUUCUUUCUUAAAUUUUGCCUUUGAAUAAUCUUUAAAUCAGUCUCUUUCAAUCAAUUCAACGCAGGAGGAAACCUGAGCUGGAAAAUGACUCCGCUCCUCGUGAAACCCUGAAACAAAAGCCGUCUUCCUGCUGAGCUGAGAUGAUUAUCAGGCUGACACACUUUGGGCCACCUGCCAGCACUGCACUGUAAAAAAUUAUACAAGUCUCCCUCCAUGCAUGUGCAUCCCUGCGCAUUUAAGCCGCCCGGGUUUGUCAUCCUAACAUCCCCCAACCCCUGACUGGCAUUUUCAAGUGGUUGCAGAUGAAACAUGGCCCCCCUCCUACAAUGCUAAUGAAUAGGCCGCUGAUUGCAGGAUUACAGCGUCGGCUGUCUAAUGAGCAGAUACGCUACAGAGCCCCUCGUCUCCACGUAUUCACAUUUUUCUCCUUGAAACUGAUGAGCUCUUCCCCGCACAACAGUCAACAAAACCUCUGUGGAAGAUUGCAGCAUGAGCCAUCUUCAUCAUCAGCCUCCUCCUCCUCAUGCAAGUUCAUUUCAGAUGCUCUGGGUAUAUUUUAAUUCUUCAGCUUUUUUUGGUCUUGAAUAUAUUAUUUAACUGAGCUGAAGACGCCUUGCAAAGUGUCUGAAGGGAAGAUUAGGGUGAUAAUGACUCAAUUUAAACGAUUAAAUAAUAGAAGCGGGGAGAUAAAAUGUCAAUGAAGACUGAAAGCUUUAGAAGAACAAAAGGAACAAUAAGGCAGAUCGUGGACUGUGUGACUUUUCUUAUGAGGCAUAACCAUAAAAUCUAUAAUUCUGCAGAACUUUUGUGCUGUUUUUCUGAAUAUAAAAUCCAGAAUUGAAACAAAAACACAUUAUAUGUUGUUGACUGUCAUUCAAGUCUCCAAUUACUUGGUUUGCUAAUCACAGAAAUCAUAAUAUUUUUUGCUAGCCUGGUAAAAUACUAUGGGGUUCCAUUUGUGUCAAAAAUAAGUACAAGUCAUAGGUGUAGAUGUUGUUGGUCUAUGUCGUUGCUAUGUGUCUUUGGUUGAUACGGUCUUAGUACUUUAUGGAUAUGUAGAUGUUGCAUGUAGGUGAUGCAUACGUUAUGUCUCUAGCUGCGUCGUUAUUACUCACUGUCACCCUGUCAGUUCAUCUGCAGUAGAGCAGCGAACCCUU